CUACUCUCCCUCCCUCUAUUUAAGCUUCCCUCCAUCUCCUCCAGCCUAUAACUCCACCACAAAAUCAAGCAGCAGCAGCACCAGUACUUGCAGAAGCAGAAGAAAGAAGAAUCAGCUAACCAAAAAACAUGGCUUCUCACCUGAUCCACAUAGCACUUCUUCUCUCCCUCGCCCUCAUCCUCCCUUCCUCCCAUGCCGAGGUGAUCUGCGAGGACUUGCCCGUAGAUCUCUGCGCUUUCUCCAUAUCGUCCACCGGACAUAGAUGCCUCCUCGAGAGCUAUCGCACGAAAGAAGGCGGCGAGGCGACGAAAUAUCAGUGCAGGGCUUCAGAGGUGGUGGUGGAGAGAGUGUCUGAUUGGAUCGAGAGUGAUGAAUGUGUCAGGGCUUGCGGCGUCGAUCGGACUGCAAAAGGCAUCUCUUCUGAUGCCCUCCUCGAUUCCCAAUUCACUGGCAAGCUCUGCUCGUCCACUUGCUAUGAGAGCUGCCCCAAUAUUGUUGAUCUUUACUUCAAUCUUGCAGCAGCAGAAGGUGUUUUCCUUCCAGACCUCUGCCAUGCCCGUCGAUCGAACCCGCGCAGAUCCAUGGCGGAAAUACUCAGCUCGGGAGCUGCUUUCGGUCCGGCGGCGGCCGCAAGUGAGCUCGCCGAUGAUUUCGCUCCUUCGCCCUCUGCAUAAUCAAUUGAUUCUCUUUAUAAAUGUAGCAGCUUUGCUUGGAAUUUUUGGAAUUGUUGUGUAAAGAAAGUAGGGAGAUUGAGAGGCACAAUUGAAGGAACCAUACAUACAUUCUUUCUCGUCUAUAGAUUUACUUGUAUUACACACACACACAUACAUUUUCCUAUGUAACUAUUCAUUCAAAUGAGUUGAUUUGGAUUCUAUAUUCCUUUA
Phalaenopsis equestris is the source of this 884-nucleotide messenger RNA. RefSeq lists its product as uncharacterized. The coding region runs from base 129 to 674 and encodes 181 amino acids. The transcript is spliced from 3 exons. Lineage: Eukaryota; Viridiplantae; Streptophyta; Magnoliopsida; Asparagales; Orchidaceae. The record is from RefSeq and is a predicted model, not a curated record.